Messenger RNA from Hordeum vulgare subsp. vulgare (domesticated barley), 1727 nucleotides. RefSeq names its product beta-1,2-xylosyltransferase XYXT1-like. NCBI's taxonomy places the organism in Eukaryota, Viridiplantae, Streptophyta, Magnoliopsida, Poales, Poaceae. Bases 1 to 1584 code for a protein of 527 amino acids. The record is from RefSeq and is a predicted model, not a curated record. Gene Ontology annotation, molecular function: glycosyltransferase activity. The transcript is spliced from 4 exons.
AUGGCCGCCGACUCGCCCUCGUCGUCGUCGUCAGGCGUGGCCAGAAGGCUGGCUCACCACCACCAGGCCGUGCUAGGGCUCUUGCUUGGUCUCUUCGUCAGCCUUGUGCUCUAUACAACGGUGUCUGGUCAGUUCCGGUCCACGAAUACCAUUGUUGUUCUGCAGUCCACGCCGGCAGAGGGUACCGAGCAAAACGCCAUGACUUCUCCUCCUCCGGUGUCAUCAGCGUCAUCGGUGCCUAAUAAUUCUAUUCAAGGCAGCGUGCAUGAUAAUAAAGAAAAAUACCAGUUAGGCCAAACAGUAGAUGCCAGCGACAAGAUGGAGGGAGAUCUCACUCGGCAAGAACUCGAUCAAGACGGCCGUUAUGGGAAUAAUGGAAGCAACGUCAAACAUGGUGCUCCGCGCAAGCCCAUCUGCGACCUGUCCGACCUUAGAUAUGACAUCUGCGACAUUUCUGGCGACGCCCGUGCCAUCGGUCUCAACCGUACCAUCCUUUAUGUCCCGCCUGCCGAUGAGCGCGACACCGGCGGCUCAGAAUGGGCCAUCAAGGACCAGUCCCGCAAGUUACUGGUGGACAUCAUUGAGGUGAAGGUCAAAACCCUGAGCACCGCCCAGUCCUUGGUGGCGCCGGAGUGCACCUCCCGGCACGCUGUCCCGGCCGUCGUGUUCGCCAUGAACGGGCUCACGGGUAACCCGUGGCACGGCUUCGGCGACGUCCUUAUCCCGCUCUUCAUCACCACCCGCGCAUACGACGGUGAGGUCCAAUUCCUUGUCACCGAGCUCCAGCCAUGGUUCGUGGACAAGUACCGCCUCAUCCUCGCCAACCUAUCACGCUAUGACAUCGUCGACUUUAACAAGGAUGAUGGCGUCCGGUGCUACCCGCACAUCAUAGUUGGCCUCCACAGCCACCGUGACCUCGGCAUCGACCCGGCCCGCACACCGCGCAACUACUCAAUGCUGGACUUCCGCAUGUACAUCCGGGACAUCUUCUUGCUCCCGCAGGAUGGUCAAGGAAUCCCGUACAAGGAGGCCAACAGGAAAAACGCAACCACCGGCACUGGAACGGAGAAACAAAAGCCACGGCUCAUGCUCAUCAACCGGGGCGGGAACAGGAAGUUCGUCAACAUUCCGGAGAUCUCUGCGGCGGUGCAGGCCGCCGGGUUCGAGGUGCUGGUCGAGGAACCGAGCUUUGAGGUGAGGCUCGAGGAGUUCUCCCGGGUGGUGGACUCGUGCGACGUGCUAAUGGGCGCGCACGGGGCCGCGCUCACGAGCUUCUUCUUCCUCCGCACCAACGCGGCCAUGCUGCAGGUGGUGCCAUGGGGCGUGGACACCGCCAUGGCGUAUUUUGGCGUGCAAGCCAAGGAGAUGAUGCUGCAGGACGUCGAGUACAACAUCGCUGCGGAGGAGAGCACGCUCUAUGAGAAGUACGGCAAGGACCACCCAAUGAUCAGUGACCCAGAGUCGAUACAUAGGCAGGGGUGGGAGUUGACAAGGCAGUAUUUUUGGCUAGAGCAGGAUAUCAGAAUCAACGUCACCAGAUUUGCGCCUGUGCUACACCACCUGCUUCAGACGCUCAGGGGAUAGAGGAUAGACCUACGGAUAAAAUUUACAGAUUGUAUUGUAGGAACUGACGUGGGAUUAGAUGAUUGGAAAUCAUGGUGGUGAGACCCAAAUAUUCAUGGUAUAAACCGACCAGUUGUUAAUUUAUAUAUUUAUAGAUUGCACAG